Messenger RNA from Klebsormidium nitens, 942 nucleotides. The record is from the annotation of a GenBank genome assembly. NCBI's taxonomy places the organism in Eukaryota, Viridiplantae, Streptophyta, Klebsormidiophyceae, Klebsormidiales, Klebsormidiaceae.
AUGGAGCUCAAGCUCAAGCCGAAUUCCGAGCUUAUCAACGAUAAUGACAGGUUCAACCUGCUCAUGAAGUUCUUAGCCCGGGGGGCGCGCGAUCAGGCCGCCCACCUCGAGCCUGAGAUGCGCGAAGAACGGCGCACCCGAAACGCUGCUCAAGCCGACUUAUAUCUGCGGAAUAGGACGGCAUAUGAAAAGGCGAAGACCGAUUAUGACGCUCUUUCAGCCGAAGCUAAGGCAGCCGCGAUCGAACCGAUUUGGCCGGAGCCGCAUGUGGAUGAAGAGGUCUAUGAUCAGCCGGUCGAGAAGUUCUGGGCUAUGAUGGAAAAGCUUUAUCAAGAGAAGUCGACGACUCGGAUGGAUGAGUUCCGCUAUUUUGCGCGACGCUCCGAGGAGACUAUCGCUAGUCCGGUACAGCGCAUGCAGGCACUGAAGCAUGCUCUCGACCGCCCCAAGGCGCCCGCUACGGACAGCCGAGGCAUGCCUGAGCGUACCCUGGCGCAGCUCAAGGAGCUCUGGGAGGCUCAUCAUAACCCGAAUGCCUGCAAGGCUGUGAUCGUUCCUGUGCCAAGCGCCCAUGUUGCGCCAGUGCACUCACAACUCACCAAGAGGGUUGUGGACAAGGAUGAAGGGCUCAGAGGACCGUUGUCCAACAUGCCGCUCAGCUUCAUCCCAAAGGACUUCCUGCGCGAGCCGCACAGGCCGCCGCCUGGAAUGAAGACAGUACCUGAGGGUAUGGUUCCUGUCCUUGAGGCUGAGCCGUAUGCGCGCGCUACGCCAGAGCCUGUCCCCACUGAGAUGGUAUCAGUUGAGAUUGGUCCUGGUCCGACCAACGACCAGGCUGUGCUGCCGACCCUUGAGACACCGCCGUCUGCGCCUAACACUGCCACUGAUGACACACUGCCAGCCAACUUCACUGAGCUGCCGGCAGAUGCACCCGCGCGCUAG